AUGGCCGAUCAGAUCCAGCACCGGCUCCACACGGAGGGGCCGCAAGAACAACCGGGCCUCGAGGCGGCACAGAGCCGGUACUCCACCGCACCGAUCCCGUACGACCCUUCCGAGUUCCAAACCCCGUUGGAAAAGUCAACGUGGACGACAAUGACCCAGGCCUACCACCCAGCGUACGCCCAUGCGGGAGGAACGCCGCCGCCGCCGCCGCAGCCAGAGACACUACAACGACGACGCGUUCUCGGUUUGACGGUGCCUAUCUUUUGGGGUCUGGUGAUUGCGCUGGUUGUCAUUCUUGCUGGGGGAAUCGCUGGCGGUGUCGCGGGAGGGUUGGCGGCUCAAAAGGCCGAUAGUUUGGCAGUGUCAGACAAUGAUUCAUCGUCAACGGCCUCAGCAACGGCAGGCUCUCAAUCAGCGUCUACAAUCACAGGCGCGCAAUCUUCCGCACUGACAGCAACAUCAUCAUCAUCGACCUCCCGCUCGAUCCCCACAGGCAUCCGCGCGGCGCCCACGGACGGCGGCUGCCCAUACAUCAACACGACCACUUACACGCCCACCGACGGCAGCGGGAACGCCAUGAAAGUCAGCUCCGGAUCCGGCUCCGGGUCCGCCCAGCUCUUCCGCCAACUCUGCGAGGUCAACUACCCGUCGGGAGCCGCCUACGGCAACCCGGCGCUCUACGACAUUAUGAAGGUGUACGUCUCGACAUUCGAGGAGUGCAUGGCCCUCUGCGCGGCGUAUAACCAGGCGUACGGUAGUAACCUCGCCAACGGCGACGUCAAGAGCGGAGGGUACUGCAGGUCCGUCGCUAUGAUCAAGCUUCCCGGGGAGUAUUGCUACCUCAAGAACGGUACCGGCAAAAUGGAUACGCAGGGGCACCCCAAGGAUUUUGUUAGUGCUGUGGUCAUUUCUGGGCUACCGGAUGCGUAG
Messenger RNA from Colletotrichum orchidophilum, 930 nucleotides. RefSeq lists its product as uncharacterized. The record is from RefSeq and is a predicted model, not a curated record. Bases 1 to 930 code for a protein of 309 amino acids. NCBI's taxonomy places the organism in Eukaryota, Fungi, Ascomycota, Sordariomycetes, Glomerellales, Glomerellaceae. The transcript has 2 exons.